Messenger RNA from Medioppia subpectinata, 549 nucleotides. The record is from the annotation of a GenBank genome assembly. NCBI's taxonomy places the organism in Eukaryota, Metazoa, Arthropoda, Arachnida, Sarcoptiformes, Oppiidae.
AUGUAUGCGUGUUGUGUGGGGACGGGUAUGUCGUCUAUGUCUAAACCUAGACUCUGGGCGGUAAAUCCUGAUGAGUAUAAGGCAGUGGCCACACAGGGUCGUAAUUUUGCGGGCAAAGUGGCCAUGGUCACCGGAUCGAGUUCGGGCAUUGGCUCUGGUAUUGUUAAGCUUAUGUCCGCAUUGGGCGCCCACGUCGUGGUCACCGGUAGGGAUGUGUCGCGGAUUCAUAGCGUGGCCGAAGAGUGUCAACAAUUAUCGCCUAAAAAGCUAAAGCCGUUGGAAGUUGUGGCAGAUUUAGUUAAACAAGAUGAUAUAAAAAACUUGAUCACCACCACAAUCACCACGUUUGGCCGGCUGGAUGUGUUGGUCAACUGUCCGGCACUGUUUCCCUUUACAGACAUAUGGGAUCCCAAUCUAAUCACACACUUUAACGAUGCCAUUGCGCUGAACGUGAGGGCUGUACUCGAGCUGACACAACUGGCCGUUCCGCACCUGGAGGCCAGCAAAGGCACAAUUAUUAACCUGUCAUCACUCGCCGGCAUAGAACCA